Durotheca rogersii is the source of this 2150-nucleotide messenger RNA. Its product is annotated as mitochondria protoheme IX farnesyltransferase. Gene Ontology annotation, biological process: heme biosynthetic process. Gene Ontology annotation, cellular component: membrane; mitochondrion. Gene Ontology annotation, molecular function: protoheme IX farnesyltransferase activity. NCBI's taxonomy places the organism in Eukaryota, Fungi, Ascomycota, Sordariomycetes, Xylariales, Xylariaceae. The record is from RefSeq and is a predicted model, not a curated record. Bases 284 to 1792 code for a protein of 502 amino acids. The transcript has 2 exons.
UCUCUUGAGGCUGGAAGUACCUAGAGGGGUAACGGAAAAAACAAUGGACCGAGUUCUUCAUUUCCAUCAGGUGUGUAAACUACCUACCUAGCUAGAGUACUCAGCAAGACGAACCCCACGAAUCCGCUUCCCUCCCGGCUCCCCUCCCGGCUCCCCCCUCGUCGUCUCGGUCUCGGUUCGCAUCAGACAGACGACAGAUACAGGCCCGUACAGCGUCCACCUCUCGCCAAUGCGUGCCGAAAUCCCCCGAACGACGAAAUUGACGACAUGACCUACAGCCAGCAUGCGCCUACGGCCUGCCGGAAAUCUACUCCGUCGUUGUGCGCUCGUUAACGUCUGCUGGCGGGGCAGUCAACAGCUGGGCUACGCGAAGUUUCCCACCAAGAGGACUCUUGCUCAGACAUUUGGACCCGUAAUCUCGAAGCCACGAUCCCAGCUGAAGGCGGGCUAUUUCUUGUCGAAUGGUCUCCUGCCUCGGGCCCAAGAUGGCGCCGCCUCUAAAUCCCGCGCGAGCCCGACCGCUCCAACCGCUGUUGCUGGUACGGCCUCCUCCUCCUCCCUUAAUGCGCACGGAACCGGAGAUAUAGCCCACGAUCUCCCCCACCGGCGGCGACAGGCAGCGAGGCGUAAUCGCCCGCUCACUUCCGGGGCGGCCACGAUGCCCACCGAAAGCUUGAUGCCUCCGGAUGCGUCAUCUGUCCUUACCACGGCGUCCACCAAGCACCCCGCCAGCUCUCUUCGUCGCCAGCUUUCUCUCCUCCUUUCUCUCUCUAAGCCUCGCCUUACCGUCCUCGUCGUCCUCACGGCGAUGGCACCCUACGCGCUCUACCCGGUACCUGCUUUUCUCUCGCCGUCGAUCGGCCUAGAUACGCCCUCCCUAUCCCCACUAACCUUGGCCUUUCUCACGACCGGAACCACACUCUGCUCCGCCAGCGCGAAUGCUCUCAAUAUGCUCUAUGAACUAGCUUGGGAUGCCAAGAUGACACGCACGCGGAACCGGCCUCUCGUCCGCGGGCUUUUGUCUAAACGCAAGGCCCUCGUCUUUGCCAUUUCUACGGCGCUCGCCGGUAUCGCCGGCCUCUACUUUGGCGUUAACCCUACAGUUGCCUUCCUGGGUGGUGCUAAUAUUGCUAUCUACGCGGGAGUCUACACCCCGAUGAAGCGGAUCUCGUGGCUCAACACUUGGGCCGGUGCGAUCAUCGGGGGCAUCCCACCGCUGAUGGGCUGGGCAGCGGCUGCCGGCGAGUCUGCCACAGGGGACGGGUCGUUCCGUGAGCUGCUCAUGACCUCGGAUGCCAUCGGAGGCUGGCUACUCGCCGCUUUCCUGUUUGCGUGGCAGUUCCCUCACUUCAUGGCCCUGUCCUGGCCGAUAAGGGAGGAAUACAAGGCGGCCGGCCACCAGAUGCUAUGCUGGAUCAACCCCGCUCGCAACGCGCGCGUCGCCUUGAGAUACAGCUUGCUGUUCCUCCCGCUCUCGGUCGCGCUCUGCGCCAUAGGAGUAACGGAAUGGAGUUUCGCCGUGACGAGCUUGCCUCUGAACUUCUGGCUCGCGCGCGAAGCCGUACGGUUUUGGCGGUACGAGGGUUUCAAGGGGAGCGCACGCGGUCUCUUCUGGGCUAGCGUUUGGCAUCUUCCGGCCAUUAUGGUGUUGGCCCUCGUGCAAAAGAAAGGCAUGUGGGGACGCGUUUGGAGAAGUAUAGUUGGCGAGCCGGAUCUCGAGGACGAGGAUGACCAAGACUGGAUCGUAGACGAUGUUGGAGAACCCUCUCCAACUCCGGCUGCUGCCGGUUAGGGUCUGAAGAGCUCCUGCCAAGUAUCAUAUCCCAACCAGCUGGUGGUCUGGCUGGGCUUCUGCGUACCUACCUAGGCACGCAGGGCUUCUGCGAGUAGGGGACAGCUGUUAAUAUGUAAUAUACUACUUUGCAAAUAUCGAAAGGGAAGAAUGGCAGAAGAAAGCUCACUUCCCAACACCCCCAACAACCGCAACAUAAGUCGAGGAGAGUUUAGGGACCGGAGUAGGUGAAGGUCGGAUGAAUAGAAUUCGUACUCGGCCUAGAAAUAUGUACGGAGUGCCUUCGUUCAGAACUUGGUGUUGUGGGAAAAUGCAAUCAUUAAUAACGUUGACAGAAGUGGAUCACAUUGCCCAUAUC